AUGUAUACUCAUAUUGGACAACCAAGAAAAUUAGCAUGGACAAAUUCUCAUAUUUUCGGUAUAGUAUAUACUCAAUUGCACUUUGCAUACUUUACGCAAACAACCUGUAGUGCCAAGGAUAAGAUCAACAUAGACGAGGCUUUCAGUGUUCUAGUAAAACGCAUUCAGGAGGACCGAAGAAUACAAGCCGCCAGGAAGGCCGAGUAUGCCCAAAAUGCACAAGCAAACAAGAAGAGUAAGGGAGGCAAAGACAAAGGAAAAGGGGGUGAUGGCGAGGGGUCUGGCAGCAAAUCCAAUGGCAAGAAAGGAUGUACUAUCCUGUGAGAAGGCGUCAUGUAGAGACUUUUAAAAUAAGAACCGCUAGGAUUUGGACUAGAUCCACUCGUUAGCCCACUGGUCCUUCAACGAAGAUCACGCGUCAACACGUGAUGGGGAUUACCAUGUCUACUAAAAGACCUGACCUGAGACCAAGAUCAGUCAGUAAGCGGCGUCAUCGUCUUCCCUUGGUGGAUCUGAGCGUACCUACUACCUCCAGGGGCACACAUCGCCUGAUUGUCACGUGCGUAGUAGUCUGAUGGCAUGUCGCGUGUUUGACCAGGGCACGCAUGUUCUGGCCCGUACUUGGCGGCUUAGAGCUGUUAAGUGUGCACAUUGGGUAUAAAACCACGCGUGUCUCAGCUCAGAAUAUAAAGUACGAGCAUGUGGCAUUGAGUGUGCUGUAUAUGAGAUACUUCGGGCGGAUUAUAUGGCCUCGAGAGGGCAACAGCAGCAUUCUUCAGCGAUCAUGAUGUACGAUCAAAAUAAAAAGGUUUACGAG
Messenger RNA from Sphaeroforma arctica JP610, 817 nucleotides. RefSeq lists its product as hypothetical. Bases 1 to 324 code for a protein of 107 amino acids. The record is from RefSeq and is a predicted model, not a curated record. NCBI's taxonomy places the organism in Eukaryota, Ichthyosporea, Ichthyophonida. The transcript has a single exon.